This is a messenger RNA of Punctularia strigosozonata HHB-11173 SS5, 180 nucleotides long. RefSeq lists its product as uncharacterized. Lineage: Eukaryota; Fungi; Basidiomycota; Agaricomycetes; Corticiales; Punctulariaceae. The transcript has 2 exons. The record is from RefSeq and is a predicted model, not a curated record. The annotation marks the transcript as partial.
CAGGGAUCUAUCGUUUCUGCCAUCGGCGCCGGCAUCAACGCCGUAAUUUCCGCUAUCGCCGGCGUUAUCGAGACAAUCAUUAGCGCCAUCGUAACGGUGCUCGUCACUAUUUGGGAUGUAUUCCUCGAUAUCAUAUGCUGUCGGUGCUUCGGUUCCCGGCGUUCGACGAUGGCCACGGGC